This is a messenger RNA of Erythranthe guttata (spotted monkey flower), 822 nucleotides long. The record is from RefSeq and is a predicted model, not a curated record. Lineage: Eukaryota; Viridiplantae; Streptophyta; Magnoliopsida; Lamiales; Phrymaceae.
UAUAUAAAAAGAGCAGAGAUGUGAUUCAUUUUCCUGCAUCAGGCAAAACCAUUUCUUCAUAUAUCUCUUGAUUUAAAUUAUAUAGAAAAAAUAAUUAGAGAUAUGGGUUUGACUGGGAAGUUGGUUUCUGAAACGAGCAUAAAAUCGGACGGAGAUGUGUUUCACGAGAUCUUCAGACACAGACCACACCACAUUUCAGACAUGAGCCCUGAUCACAUCCAAGGCGUUGAUUUACACGACGGAGAAUGGGGAACCGUCGGAUCACAGAUCUUCUGGAAGUACACCCAUGAGGGUAAAAAGGAGGUGGCGAAAAAUAUAAUUGAAGCCAUAGACGAGGAAAAGAAGUCGGUGACAUUCAAAGUGACCGAAGGAGAUAUGAUGGAGCUUUACAAGGCAUUCAAACUGACUGUUCAUGUUGACACAACUGGGGAAGACAACGUCGUCACUUGGACUUUGGAGUACGAGAAACUGAACGAGGAUGUUUCAGAACCGCACACUCUCAUGGACUUGUGCGUCAACAUGACUAAAGAUAUCGAGUCUCACCAUCUCUCGGCCGAUGCCUAAUUUAAUGAUCUUUCUCCAUACAUUGUGUAAACGAGUUUGUCGAUUCUCUUGUGAUCGAUAAUGUUAUUGUGAUGUGGUGUUGGUGUUGUGCUUUUAAGGUUAUGUUGUGCAGUUGUGAUAUGAAUAAAGGGGUGUUGGUUCCAUUGUUAUUUGAUGUACUUGUGAUGUAUAUAAAAGGUUAAAUGUAGGUGUCUUGGCAUUUUGCUAAGGUUUAUCUACUUGUGAUAUGAAUAAACCAUGUGUUUUCUAAUUUUCUAA